Molecule: messenger RNA, 716 nt
Organism: Drosophila virilis
Lineage: Eukaryota; Metazoa; Arthropoda; Insecta; Diptera; Drosophilidae
Source: RefSeq, a predicted model, not a curated record
AUAUAUAUAUGUACUUUAUGUAUUCGUUGAACCUAUCCUAGCUAUUAUCUGUUCAAUAUAUAUAUGUCGUUAGGUUCGCUUUUCGUUCCAAGUUAAUGCAUGCGAAAAAAAAAAAAACAUAAACGAAAAGGAAAUCACAAAAAUAAAUCGAAACAUUGCAUUGAAAGCUGUCGACUACCAUCUUGACCUACAUAUAUAUAUUAUAUAUGCUAUGUAUAUCUAGUAUAUAGUCUAAUAUCUAGGUUGGAUUCCCAGAAGCGUCGCAUAUCCAAUAUUAAACUUAUUCCGGCUGCGAUAAGCUGACGCAGAUAAGUGGCUGAUUAAUCGGUUUUUUUUUAAUUAAUUAAAAAAUAGCAAAAUUGCGUUGUCCAUAAAAGUCUCGCAUUGUCAGCUGCGUUCCAACAGUCAACGCCAAACAACCAACAUGAAACUACUCCACUUGCUGCUUAGCCUGUGCCUGGCCUUUCUGCUGUGCUCCGUGCCGCUGAUCCAGGCCCAAACGGUGCCAUCCAUUUCGACGGCGGCACCCACGCCACCAAAUGGUGCGCCCGGCGCCGAUUCCGGUGAGGAUGCUCCACCUUUGCCACCCAUGCUGACAACAGUAAAUGUGCCCACAAUAGACACAACCUACGGCGAUUACGCUGGAUCUGCUUGAAUCCUAACGGGGUCAGGAUAUACGCUCGGCGUAUGAAAGUUUAAUAAAUUUGCAAUUUGAA